Yarrowia lipolytica CLIB122 is the source of this 1869-nucleotide messenger RNA. RefSeq lists its product as uncharacterized. The record is from RefSeq and is a predicted model, not a curated record. Gene Ontology annotation, biological process: regulation of transcription by RNA polymerase II. NCBI's taxonomy places the organism in Eukaryota, Fungi, Ascomycota, Dipodascomycetes, Dipodascales.
AUGAAAUCAAGUCUCCGAGCAAUAGUGGACAUUGGCUCCAACGGUAUCCGGUUCAGCAUCUCGUCCGUCAGCCCCAACCACGCCCGCAUCAUCCCCUGUCUCUAUCUCGAUCGCGCCCCCAUCAAUCUUUUUGACGACUCUCCACCUCCCACAGAAACAGAAGAGGAUGAAAACGACGGCCAAAGCUCCGUCAACACAAAUACAGGGCCACCGGCGCCCGCUCCAGGCCACACCUCCAGAUCUAUCCCCAAGCACGUGGUUGUGGACGUCUGUCAGUCCAUGCUCCGGUUCAAAAACACCUGUGCAGACUUUGGAGUAGGAGAAGAUUACAUUGACGUGCUAGCUACCGAAGCCGUGGCGGAGGCGCCCAAUGGAGAAGAGUUCCGGGCCAUGGUCAAGGAAACUGUCGGCUGGGACGUCCAGAUCAUGUCUCUCAGAGACGAGGCACUCUACGAAGCCUACGGAGUCGCAUCGGCAUUCUUCCACGUCAACGGACUCUACAUGGAUCUCGGAGGCGGCUCGGCCGUGAUCUCGUGGAUGGUAUGUGAGAACGGAAAGUUCUCCCUGUGCAGAGAUCCCGUCAAACUUCCAUAUGGCGCUGCCGCCAUCACCCGACGUCUCAUGGUUAAUAGAGAAGAUCCUACCGACCUGUACAAUGAAAUGGAGGCUGCUCUUAAGCACGCCGUAGACCAUAUCACACAGGACGACAGCUCUCCUUUGCUUCAAUCCAUGCAUAAAUAUGCCAAACAGACUGGAGGAUACAAGCUGUACGUUUCGGGAGGAGGUUUCCGAGGUCUGGGGCACCUCCUACUGUCCCAAUCGGGCCAAUACCCUCUCCCUGUCAUCAAUGGCUUCUCUACCACCGGUCACGCCAUCCGUGAGCUUUCCCAGAGCCUUAAGUCGGAGGUUAUGGAGCUGUACGAACAAUCUGAGCCCCCUUCACUGGCUACUUCUGCCCAGAACUCUGCCAGCGCCUCAAACACUCACACCCCGGCUUCCUCGCCGCCGCCACAGCCUGCAGAUUUGCAGAAAAUCUUUGCCCGAAAGAAGAAGAACUUCCGAAUCUCCUCUCGACGAGCCUCCCAGAUUCCGGCUGUGUCGCUUUUCAUUUCGGCUGCGGUGGCUGCAUUCCCCCGGAUCAGAAAGAUUCUCUUUUCCCAGGGUGGUAUUCGUGAGGGCGUCCUCUUUGCCAAGAUGACUGAGUCCAUUCGAAACCUGGACCCCGUCAUAGUCGCUACUUCUCCUUAUGCUGGUCUGUUGGCCCCCUCUUACGCCAAGGUUCUCACAGGCUGCAUUCCUCCUGCUGCUCCUCAGCUCAUUACUCAGCGACUGGUUGGAGCGCUCUGUAACACCAUUUUUGUCCACUCCUCGUACCCCAAGGAGGUGCAACCCUUCAUUGCUCUGCAGGUUGCAUCUUCGGGCGUCAUUUCUGGCGCUCACGGUCUCAGCCAUGAGAUAAGAGCCCUUCUGGGACUCUCUCUCUGUCAUCGAUGGGGUGGUGAUUUGGCUGACAAGACUUUCUACAACUCCCUGGUAGACAUUGUGCAGCCCAAGGAUCUCUGCUGGUGGGCCUGUUUCUGUGGAGCUAUCAUGCAUGUGGUUUGUGGAGUCUACCCCGGUGGGAACAUUAAGGGAUACCCCUUCGAGAUCACCGUGUCGGACGUGUGGGAAUCUGCCGCAACUAACGAGUCCAACUCAUCACCAAUUCCUUCCUUUGGCUUUGAGCUAACCAUCAGAGCCAGCAAGUCACAUCCUAACCUGGCUGCCCCCAGUGUGAGAAACCGAAUCAACGGUCUUGGAAAGCGAAUGAAGCGUCUUCGAAAGGAGUUUGGGGGAAGAAAAGUGGAAGUUGUGGUGGAAUGGUAUUAA